AUGUCAGAUCCUUUGCCUUCCGACGGUCCCGCUGAGGCGGCGGCGACGCCUACCGGUCUCGACGCAGCAGAGGCGCAAGGAGACAAAAGGCAAGAGGAGCGCCGGUCAGCAGAAGAAGCUGCGCAGGGAAAUGAAGUAGGAGAGGUUGCGGCUCCUGCUGAGGAAGAGGACGCGAAGCCUGGAGGCCCACUGACAGCAAAUCCCGAGGCUGCGAGCAAUCCAACCGAGGGCCAGCCAGCAGGUCCGCUUGCGGAGGAGGGUAAAGGAAGUCAGCCUGACACAGCCCAGGAGCCGCAGUCCCAACAAGACGCCACAGCGACUCCGGCUGCGAAGGAAGAAGGCGGCGAUCCAGCCGCAGAGGCCUUUAACGGGGAGGUCAGAGGGGAGGAAGCGCGGAAGAGCGCAGAGGACGCCUCGAGCGACGGGCAGGCUCACCCUGCAGAAUCUCCGGCCCGCACUGAACCUGGAAAGACGUCGCCUCCGUCUUCUGCAUCCGGAACGAAAUCUCCCGGGGCUUUUCGCGAAGGGAAACUCGAUCUGAGUAAUCCUUUGGCUACGAUCCCAGUGUCGCCGCGGAGGAUGGACUCUGCGAAGGAUUCCGGCGGGGGGGCCGAGAAGACUCGAGACCUCACCUUUGCGUCUCAUGUCCCCUUUCGGUCUUACGCCUCCACUGGAGGCGUGGCCUUGGAGGUGAUCUCCGACGGGCUCACCGUUGGAGUUCCGGCCGGGGAUAGCGAGCGAAUGUCUCCUCCGGCGCAUGUGAUGGCGACGAGUCCGCCGCAAACAGGGGCGCUACAGCAUAAGAGCUUGCCAGGCGGCGCUCUGCUUACGGACCGAUCCAAGAGCACUGUGGCUGCCUUCCCGCGCUUCCAUCUGUCAGCCGCAGAGGACGAGGAUGAGUCCGACGAAGCGGAGACGGCGCGGGAUGGGGGGGCUGUGGAGGGCGCGGCUCCGGGGCGGCGCAUGACCCAGAAGCUGGUGAUCCCUAGGCCUCGCCCGUUCGUCCUCGCGUCUUCGCCGAGCGAAGAUUUUUCGGGGCUGCCCCCCGAUGUGGAGGUCAUCCCGCCGCCUUCGCAGCCGUAUACGCCCUUCUCGUGCUUCGUGACGCCGGCCCUGGAGCCGCCGGUGAACUACCCGCGCGCGGAUUACAUCACCACGGCGUCGGGUAACCGCGUGGGUCGUGGGACGUUGCUCUUUGGCUCACAGAACAUCACCUUGGCGGGGCGUUCAGUCGUGUCUCAGGGCGUGCUGCUGCGCGGCGACUUGGUCUCGCUGCGCUUCGGCAGGUACGUGUACCUAGACGACAACGUCCUGGUUCACCCCAGCUCGUACCGCUCCAAGGGACAGACGCUCCACGUGCCACUGACGGUCGGCGACUACGUGACGGUGGGGAGGGACACAGUUGUCCGCGCCGUCGCGAUCGGUUCGUGCGUUCAGAUCGGCGCCAACUGCGUGAUCGGCAACCGCUGCAUCCUCAAAGACUUCUGCAAGAUUCUGCCUGGAACCGUCCUCGCCCCCGACACUGUCGUUCCCUCGUUCACGGUCUUCGGCGGCGCGCCGGGGAGAGUCGUCGCGGAGCUGCCCGAGGGCGAGACGAUGCUCAUCAGACUGGAAGCCGUACGAAAGUACAACCUCUUCCUUCCGGCGAAGGAGGGAGCCGCGGCGAAGGCCUAG
Messenger RNA from Besnoitia besnoiti, 1674 nucleotides. Its product is annotated as putative dynactin p25. The transcript has a single exon. Lineage: Eukaryota; Apicomplexa; Conoidasida; Eucoccidiorida; Sarcocystidae. Bases 1 to 1674 code for a protein of 557 amino acids. The record is from RefSeq and is a predicted model, not a curated record.